AUGAGCCCAUCGCCCAACUCCCCCGCCGAGCACACGACGCCUGUCUCCAACCUCACCCACCUCCACCGCCAGCAUCAGCAGCGCAACCCUCUCAAGGUGCAGGACACUCCCCACCAGCCCGGGCGCAAGUCGAGACAUGAGCUGGGACGACACAAUAGGCACGGGGAGAGGGUUACACGCAUCUACCCCCGCGAGAUAACAAAGUCGCCGCCCUCCGCCCAGCGCGUCUCCUCCACCUCUCCACCCACCAACUAUAAUGCAACCACCUCGCCACUGCUGUCGGCUUUUGGUGCCACCAGGACAGCGACCGCGCAGUACACCACCGAGUGGACCAAGUCACUGCCUUUCUUCGGCAACCAGGCCUCUCCAGGCAACGGCGCCAUAGCCAUAGCUGGCUCACCACCGACAUUCCAGAACUCACCAAGUGCUCGAGACGGACUGUACAUGUCACCCGGAAUGUCAAACUCGCCUCCCAUGGCGGGAGCGCGGCCUCUGAGUCACCCCAACCAGCAGGCCACGUUCGGUGGCCGCCUGCAGAGCUCCCCAGGCAAGCACCGUAGAGCGUCCACUUAUUCGCAGUACACCGGCCGUCCACUGUCACAGAACUUUGCAGGCAACCCACCCCUACCCCACCAGCCGCAAGCCCACUUUUACGGCGCACCGGAGCUCGACCUUGGUCUGGAUGGGCUUCGAGAUGGCCGUGUUGCACCCGGCGAAGAGGGGUACUUCUGUGGAUUUGACACACUGAGUACCGCUGGUGAUGAAGCGGCUCGGACUACCGAGAACGUUCUACUUGUUGGCUCUCAGGGCGGUCUGGAUGUCUUUCGGGUGGAGAAGGGCAAGCUCGAUAUUGUAGGUCGUCUGGAAGGCUUAAGAGGCAGUGUUAUCGGCGCGAAGAUUCUACCUUGGACUUCUAGGAGAGAUCCUCUGGCUGCCUCCAGGCCGUUGAUCGCCCUCACUCUGCAUGGCCCGGUAGUGAAGGAAAGUCGCAGCAGUCACAGUGGCAGUGGCUCCUCGUCCGUCAUCGAUGACUCUGCCUCAGAGUCUCCUAGCAGGCCCUCUAGCAGAGACUCUGCAACACAGGUCAGCGGCUACCAGACUACCAUUGAAGUGUACUCCCUCAAAGAGCAGGCGAAGCUGGCGACUCUAUACACGAGUCCUCUGGUACCGUUGAUCACUCCCGUUGACAGUCCUCUGUUUCAGCCUCCUUCUCCGGUCGGCGAAUGGGUGGUCGAUGCGAACGGCAAGUUCGUAGUCGUGGCGUCAGGAACGAGUGGAGAGUUGUUCAUCUUCGCUCCAUACCCCAACGGUUAUGAGGAACACUCGGAGCGGUUUCGCUGUAUAGGCAAGAUCUGGACGUCUGUUCAGCUCCGUGAGCGAGUGACAGCCUCGAGUGCGUCCAGUGGUGCGGAUGGAAGCCAUGAGGACAUUCCUCCUGAGAAAUAUGGCGUGCCUGUGUUUUCCCUUUCUGACCGCUGGCUCGCUGUAACCCCGCCUGCAUCCAGUUCGCAAUAUCCGAUCAACGGUACAGCUUUGACUUCUCCAUACUAUGAGCGCCCGCCUGGCGUCGCACAUCACAGCGCACCACCUCAGCCGUCUUCAAAUUGUGCCGUAGACACGCCUGAGGUGGAUACCCUCUUGAACCGACUAACAAGGGAAGGAACUCAGGUUGCAAUUCAAGGUGCACGAUGGGCCACCGAGAAGAGCAUGCAAGCUUUCAAGAGCUACAUGAACAAGGGCUCGGCAAACAGUCUACCAUACCAGGACCCAAUGCAGCACUACUUUCCACCCACGCAUGGCCACAACCAAACUCAGCCACGACAGGAGGCCACCGUGAUCGCGAUACACGACUUGCAGAAACUCAUCGAGGCUGAAGAAACACGGAGCAAGAGCGCUUUACAGCCAAUCGCAAUCAUCCCGGCCGUCCAAGGCUGCAGCUUUCUGUCUUUCUCUCCGACUGGUCUGAUGCUGAUGACAAUCAGCAAAAAGGGUGACCUUCAAGAUGUGUGGGACCUGAAGCGCAUCAAUUUUAAGAGAGCACGCAAGACCACCAGAGAACAAGCAACAGGACCACAUGUGCGACAGGUCGCUAGAUUUGCUCGCAUCACGGUCACGAACGUUGUCGAUGUGGCGUGGUCAGCUCCGCGCAUCGACAAAGUGGCUGUCGUUACCGACAAGGGCACAGUGCACAUGUUCCUCAUGCCUGCUUCAGCCUUCCAGUGGCCACCCUCCAGACGGACUCGUCCAGCAGCCUCAGCGAAACCGAGGAUUGACAACGUACCUACGAACAACGGAGGUGCAGUCGGCUCUGCAAUGCAAGUGAUCAACGGUACAGCGAAGCCGUUCUUCAAUGCUGUUCGUGGCCGUGCCACCAGCAAUGGCUCGCGCUUUACCUUCAGCAGCCUCGGCAUGACUCCUGCUGCUGGUGCCAAAUCCAGCAAAGCUGUAGCUGCGGGUGUCGGAAAGUCCAUCAACAACAUUCGGCAUGCUGGCGAUAACAAACUCGCAUUGCCGGUUUCACCCAGCGGCGUCAAGCCUCACAGCGUGCGUUGGCUCUCCGGCAAAGGUCGUGGAUCUAUCGCGCUGGUUGCUGGCGGUGCUUUGCAGAUCUGGCGGGUUCAGAUGCGACCUGCCACUGGCAAGGGCAAAUCUUCCAAUGCGACGUCGAUCACGAAGAGGAAGGUGGUUGAGUUUGGUCUGGCUGCCAUUCCAGAUACAUCGUUCCCUCCUUCGAUCGCCGAGCAGCUUUUCCCACAGCCUGGCGAUCAGGACGUAUCAAACGACGUCUACGGAGAGUGGCUUCCUCGAGCUCUGCCACGUAAGCUCGCCGCACGUGGAAGCAAAGCUUCCGGCACGGCAUUGGCACCUCUAAGCUUCUCUGAGAUCGAAACGAACCCACCAUAUCAGCCCUUCUACACAGACCGACGAGUCAGUCGCUUCGUCUACUCGCGCCCCUUGACCAGCAUAGAUGAGGGUAAUAGCGAGUACCAACCGUCCACACCAGGCCUUGCCAGCAACCUUCACCAUGAAGACGAUGGCUCCCCUUGGCUCUUUGGUGAGGACGUUGAAGCGAUACGUAUCUCAUCACCUGCCGCACAGACUCAUGAUCUCGACGAAGAUGAGUUUGUAGCAGGUGUUGCCGCCAGGAUCGAGAACAAGCUCAUCCUCAACGAUGACGAGGAGGAGGUUGAGCAGGUUGUCGUGACUACGAGACGAAGGCGUGCCAAGAAGGAUGGCGCUGAGGAGGGCGAGGAGGGCUUCUUCGAGGAUGACUGCGAGGUUUUGGACUUUGCGGAGGAUCGAGUGUGA
Messenger RNA from Ascochyta rabiei, 3309 nucleotides. RefSeq lists its product as uncharacterized. The coding region runs from base 1 to 3309 and encodes 1102 amino acids. Gene Ontology annotation, biological process: autophagy; response to starvation. The record is from RefSeq and is a predicted model, not a curated record. Gene Ontology annotation, molecular function: protein binding. The transcript has 2 exons. Gene Ontology annotation, cellular component: cytoplasm. Lineage: Eukaryota; Fungi; Ascomycota; Dothideomycetes; Pleosporales; Didymellaceae.